AUGGCUCCUGCUUCAGUGAGCGCCCUGAGCGCAGACUCAAUCCUCGACUACAUGGUCAAGAGCCUCCCGACCCCGCCUUCCGCCUCGGAACAACCUAGACUCAUCAAAGAUCCAUAUGCCGCCAUUGCCCUGUUCUCACAUGCCUGCAUGCUUGCAGUUGGCUUCCGUCUCGUCGGCUUAGGAGAAGACCACAAGAUAGAAGCACAAUCAGAACCCCAAGAUGUUCAACCCUUGCCUUCCCAGUGGGACGAAUCCUCCUCCUACGCUUUCCGCUAUGCUCAUUCACAGUCAGCCAUGGAGUAUCUUAUCAAGGUGAAUCGACUAGGAAGCAAGGCUAUCAUAUUUGGUGUUGGCAUGGGCGAUGACAAGACUGCCUCUUUUGAGGUUAAGGCCAAUGACUACAUUUCCGAAGGAUCAUUAAAAGAGGCAACCCCGGGUGCCAAUACCGUCUCUGCACUUCGAAAUGUCUUUAUAUCAAAUGGCCGGAUCACAGAUCUUGCGUCACUGUUCAAACUUAAUAUCAUCCAGAAGUUGGCUCCGGGAAUCCAGAAGGCCGGGUACGAGGAAGCAACUUCCACCCUCGAACAGCCACGACGACAUGAAGAAACUCGCCCUCCUGAGCGUGACCCGUUACGAGACGAUCAUCCUCCACCCGCACGGCCAUACCCUUUCGACGAUCCGUUAGCGAUACCCCCUCGAAGACCUCAUCCUCCUGGAGACUUUCCGCCACCGGGUUUUGAAGAUGAAUAUGAAAUCAAUCGACCUCCACGCGGCAUGCUACCAGGUAACCAGCCAUUUGGGAACAUCGGGGAAAGAGACCUUUAUCCUCCAGGCUUAGGCCCACAUGAUCCUCUCCGGAUAGGCCCUGGAGGCGGUUUUCGUGGUGGGGGAGGCAUGCAUCCCACUUUUGACGAUCCCUUGUUUGGUGGCCAAGGGGGUCGACAACCUUUUGAUCCUCAGGUCCCUCCAGGGGCACGGUAUGAUCCAGUCGGCCCAGGGGAUGGUCCUCCAAAUCUUCGAGGAGGCCCACGAUUCCCAGGAGGCGGUGGAGGAGGAUGGGGUAAUAAUCCGUUCGGAGGGUUUGGAAGUGGUGACUUUAUAUAG
Molecule: messenger RNA, 1104 nt
Organism: Fonsecaea pedrosoi CBS 271.37
Lineage: Eukaryota; Fungi; Ascomycota; Eurotiomycetes; Chaetothyriales; Herpotrichiellaceae
Exons: 2
Coding region: 1-1104 (367 amino acids)
Biological process (GO): proteasome-mediated ubiquitin-dependent protein catabolic process
Molecular function (GO): proteasome binding; endopeptidase inhibitor activity
Source: RefSeq, a predicted model, not a curated record